Zootermopsis nevadensis is the source of this 1138-nucleotide messenger RNA. Lineage: Eukaryota; Metazoa; Arthropoda; Insecta; Blattodea; Termopsidae. The record is from RefSeq and is a predicted model, not a curated record.
AGUAUUCAUUCUGCAGGUGUACAGAAAAACAAACUGCCCGAGUUACAAAGAGAAGUUCCUCUUUGGACUCGAAGCCAGCGAGUUCACGAGGCGCUCUCUCACGUUCUACGUGUACUCCAGCGACAAGUACUCCAACACACUCAUUGGAGAAGCGGAGCUCAAGCUCUGUGACGUCACAUCGCGACAACCGGUCACCACGUGGCUUACGUUAACGGAUACGGGUCAGCGAGGCACGCAGUUCGGGGAGCUCAUGUUUUCACUUAGUUAUCUGCCUACGGCCGAGAGACUCACUGUGGUUGUAGUGAAGGCCAGGAACCUUAAGUUUCCCCAAGACAGGGAAUCAGGGGACUCCUUCGUCAAAGUGUACCUUCUGCAACACGGGAAGAAAGUUCACAAAAAGAGGACGUCGGUGAAAAAACGGGAGCGCAGCCCAAUAUUUAAUGAAGCCAUGAUCUUCAGCGUGCCAGUGCACACAUUACAGACAAUCCAGCUGCGUGUGACAGUCGCAGAGAGCACAGGAGAGUCUCGGACGUGUCCUAUAGGACACGUCAUAGUCGGAACCCAGGCGUCAGGAAAAGCGCUGUCGCACUGGAAUCAGAUGCUGUCUUCACUGAGGAAGCCCAUCGCGAUGUGGCAUCCGCUGCGCAAGUGAAGUACAUCCGCGCUUUAACACUCGCCUCCUUCAGACAAUAGCCGCUUACCCAGUUUCGUGACGGGCCACAGAAUGUUCACCCAGGAUUUUAUUCCCACCAGGGGUGUCAGGUUGUUUCCAGGGUCGCAGUUUGGCCGAACUUUCCUGAGUAUAUUUUCAACACUCUGGUUCAAAUAACUAAGCAAAGUGAUUGCAUUCGUAUUUUUCAAAUAACAGACCGUGGAAUAUGGAUGGAAAUUGAUCACAGAAUUUUAAUAGGAUGACAAUAAAACCCCCGCAAAAUACUUGAUGUUUUCAAUGGCGUCACUGUCAUAUAUUUUUUUUAGAAAAUUUGUUGAAAGUCAUCUGCAAAAUUUAGCAGCGAGCUGCCUGACAAAUUGAAUGCCUUAUAUCAUUUAAUGUACAAUGAGAAAUUAAAACAUGUAUGUGUUUACAAAUUGUUACAAUCACUUAAUAUCUUGCAGGAACAAAAUUUCCAUAUGAAGA